CGGAGAGCAGACAGCACCCCAAGAAGAGCCCAGAGCAGCACAGUCAGAGCCGUGAAAGCAGAACCAUGGAGCAGUACUUCUCAGCCACCCAGAAGAUGGAGCAGGAGGUGAUGUUCCCCAGCCUGCUCCGAGGGGUCUUCCCGCAGCAGGAGGGGGCGGCCCCGGCCACGGGCGGCCACACGGACCUCUAUGAGCGCUACCAGCUCCUCAAGUCCAUCAAGCCCAUGGUGGAGAAAGGGCUGGCCUCUGUCAACGACCAGAGCCCAACCAGCACUGACGCUGAUACAGCCUUAGAUGAGGGUGCAGACAACAAUCUGGAAGAGCGUCUCUCCCAUCACGUCAACGGCUUGCAGCAGGUUCUGACAGACCUCACCAAAAACACCAAAGCCCUCACCCGGAGGUACAGCCAGAUCCUGGAGCAGAUCAACCUGGGUGAAGAUCAGUCCAGCUCUUGAGCCUGCACCCCCAGCCUCUGAGGGUGAUCUGUUGUCCGCAGCCCAGCGGCAUGUUUUUGUCUCCUGCGCCAAGUCCCACCGAGGAACAUCCUUCGUGAGCAGCGCAGAGCUUGGUCAUCUGCCCGCCGGGCGCUGCCUGUACCGUCCACCUCGUCCUGCGGCCCGUCCUGCUGGCCACCUCGUUGCUUCAUCCCACCCCUGUCCCAGGGGGAUUUCUGUGGGGGCAGGAGCGAGUGUUUCGUGUUAUUGCUUUGUAGAAGACAUCUGUAACUUUGAAGUGAGGCUUUUUUUCCCCUUUCCCCCCCCGCCCCCCGCUGUGCGUGCCUAAACCCUCCCAAUCAGUCUCUUUGAGAAUGUAAAUAAAACACAAAGCGUUGUGCAA
Messenger RNA from Calidris pugnax (ruff), 837 nucleotides. RefSeq names its product mid1-interacting protein 1-B-like. The record is from RefSeq and is a predicted model, not a curated record. Bases 66 to 455 code for a protein of 129 amino acids. Lineage: Eukaryota; Metazoa; Chordata; Aves; Charadriiformes; Scolopacidae. Gene Ontology annotation, cellular component: cytosol. The transcript is spliced from 3 exons. Gene Ontology annotation, biological process: regulation of lipid biosynthetic process.